AUGACGCUCCUAAUGGAUCACUACGACAUGGCUCACCGUGGGCGUUUGAUACAGGAUGAACAAAUGGAUCUUGGAUCCCUCAAACUUAGGUCUCACGGUGCCUCCUCAGGCGCCAUGUCUUACGAUGAGCGGUACACACCGUUCAUCUUGAGGACAGGACUCCUUCCGUUCAUCCAUAUGGUGACCCGGUCGACAUCUUGGAUGAACGCUUGUGCAAUCACCGCGCUUGUCGACCGGUGGAGGCCUGAGACCCACACUUUUCACCUCCGGACCGAUGAGAUGACUGUGACUCUUCAGGACGUGUCCAUGAUCCUGGCACUCCCCAUCGGUGGGGAACCAGUAUGUAUCAAUACGGCCUCUUCGGGAUGGCGCCAGCAGAUGGCGGAUCUUAUUGGUAGGGCACCGGAGGCCCCUGAGGACCCUGCUAACGACAGAGUGCCAGCGGGCGCAACGUACACUUGGAUAGUUGAGAACUUCUCCGAGUGCCCCGAGGAUGCUGCCAUCGAGGUGGUUGAGCAGUACGCACGAGUAUACGUGUGGUAUGUCAUCACACGCACUCUGUUGGCUGACGGGGGUGGCAGGACAGCUCAAUGGCAUUGGCUCAAGGCCUUGACCGUAUGGGACUCAAAUUGGAGCUGGGGCACAGCUGCACUUGCCUACUUUUACCGGCAGGUAAUUAAUAUUUCAUUGUUGUUACUAUGUGCAAUGACUUGUGAUGACAUGUCUUAA
This is a messenger RNA of Brachypodium distachyon (stiff brome), 729 nucleotides long. RefSeq names its product protein MAIN-LIKE 1. Gene Ontology annotation, biological process: meristem development; meristem maintenance. The record is from RefSeq and is a predicted model, not a curated record. The coding region runs from base 1 to 729 and encodes 242 amino acids. The transcript has 2 exons. Lineage: Eukaryota; Viridiplantae; Streptophyta; Magnoliopsida; Poales; Poaceae.